Molecule: messenger RNA, 3245 nt
Organism: Marmota flaviventris (yellow-bellied marmot)
Lineage: Eukaryota; Metazoa; Chordata; Mammalia; Rodentia; Sciuridae
Gene: Itga8
Product: integrin subunit alpha 8
Biological process (GO): cell-matrix adhesion; cell adhesion mediated by integrin; integrin-mediated signaling pathway
Cellular component (GO): integrin complex; external side of plasma membrane
Molecular function (GO): integrin binding
Source: RefSeq, a predicted model, not a curated record
AUGUCUGCUGGGGCCCGCCGGAGGAACCGGGCGCAGCAUUUCGCUCCCCUCUGGUGUUUCUCGGUCGGGUUGGGGAUGCUGUGGUCCCCUGCCUCACAGGCUUUCAACUUGGACGUGGACAAACUCACCGUGUACAGCGGCCCAAAGGGCAGCUACUUCGGCUACGCAGUGGACUUCCACAUACCUGAUGCCCGCACAGCAAGUGUCUUGGUGGGGGCACCCAAAGCCAAUACCAGCCAGCCGGACAUCGUGGAAGGGGGAGCCGUCUAUUACUGCCCUUGGCCGGUGGAAGGAUCUGCACAGUGCAAGCAGAUACCAUUUGACACCACCAACAACAGAAAGAUCAGAGUUAACGGAACCAAAGAACCUAUAGAGUUUAAAUCGAAUCAGUGGUUUGGAGCAACAGUGAAAGCUCACAAAGGGAAAGUUGUGGCCUGUGCUCCUUUAUAUCAUUGGAGAACUCUUAAACCAACACCAGAAAAAGACCCGGUUGGCACUUGCUACGUGGCAAUUCAGAAUUUCAGUGCCUAUGCUGAGUACUCCCCUUGUCGGAACAGCAAUGCCGAUCCUGAAGGCCAAGGUUACUGCCAAGCAGGAUUUAGUCUGGAUUUUUAUAAGAAUGGAGACCUCAUUGUAGGAGGACCUGGAAGUUUUUACUGGCAAGGUCAAGUGAUCACCGCCAGUAUUGCAGACAUUAUCGCAAAUUACUCAUUCAAGGAUAUUCUGAGGAAACUGGCUGGAGAAAAGCAGACCGAAGUGGCUCCAGCUUCCUACGAUGAUAGUUACCUUGGAUACUCAGUUGCUGCUGGGGAAUUCACUGGAGACUCUCAGCAAGAAUUGGUUGCUGGAGUUCCAAGAGGAGCACAGAAUUUUGGAUAUGUGUCAAUCAUUAAUUCUACAGAUAUGACCUUUAUCCAGAAUUUCACUGGUGAACAGAUGGCAUCUUAUUUUGGUUAUAGUGUUGUCGUAUCAGAUGUUAACAAUGAUGGGAUGGAUGACAUAUUGAUUGGGGCACCCCUCUUUAUGGAACGUGAAUUUGAGAGUAACCCUAGAGAAGUAGGGCAAGUCUACCUGUAUUUGCAAGUGAGUGCCCUCCUCUUCCAAGAUCCACAGGUCCUCACAGGCACCGAGACUUUUGGAAGAUUUGGUAGUGCUAUUGCGCACUUAGGGGACCUGAACCAGGAUGGAUACAAUGACAUCGCCAUCGGUGUGCCCUUUGCGGGCAAGGAUCAAAGAGGCCAAGUGCUCAUUUACAACGGGAAUGAGAACGGCUUGAACACCAGAGCGUCCCAGAUGCUGCAAGGAGCGUGGGCCUCCCAGACCAUCCCUUCCGGAUUUGGCUUUUCUUUAAGAGGAGAUUCAGACAUUGACAAGAAUGAUUACCCAGAUUUACUUGUGGGUGCAUUUGGAACAGGAAAAGUAGCUGUUUACAGAGCAAGGCCAGUUGUGACUGUGGAUGCCCAGCUUCUGCUGCACCCAGUGAUUAUCAAUAUUGACAAUAAAACUUGCCAGAUUCCAGAAUCUUUGACACCUGUGGCCUGCUUUUCUUUAAGAGUAUGUGCAUCUGUAGCAGGUCAGAGCAUUUCAAACACAAUAGCCCUGACAGCUGAGGUGCAGUUAGACUCCCUGAAACAGAAAGGAGCCAUUAAAAGAACACUCUUCCUGGGUAACCAUCAACCCCAUCUCCUCUUCCCUCUGGUGAUAAAGCGUCAGAAAUCCCUCCAGUGCCAGGAUUUUGUCGUUUACCUUCGAGAUGAAACAGAAUUCCGAGAUAAAUUAUCUCCAAUCAAUAUUAGUUUGAAUUACAGCUUGGAUGAAUCCACCUUUAAAGAAGGCCUGGAAGUGAACCCAAUACUAAACCACUACAGGGACAAUGUCGUUACUGAACAGGCUCACAUCCUGGUGGACUGUGGAGAAGAUAAUCUGUGUGUUCCUGACUUGAAGCUGUCGGCUAGACCAGAUAAGCACCAGAUUAUCAUUGGAGAUGAAAAUCACCUUAUGCUCAUAAUAAACGCAAGAAAUGAAGGGGAGGGGGCCUAUGAAGCGGAACUCUUUGUAAUGAUACCAGAAGAGGCGGAUUAUGUUGGCAUUGAACGUAACAACAAGGUACUGCGGCCACUGAGCUGUGAGUACAAGAUGGAAAAUGUGACCAGGAUGGUGGUGUGUGACCUUGGGAACCCUAUGGCGGCUGGAACAAAUUAUUCUCUGGGCCUCCGGUUUGCAGUUCCACGUCUUGAGAAAACCAACAUGAGCAUUAACUUCGAUCUCCAAAUCAGAAGUUCCAACAAGGACAACCCAGACAGCAAUUUUGUGAAUUUGCAGAUCAACAUCACUGCUGUAGCUCAAGUAGAAAUAAGAGGAGUAUCCCACCCUCCGCAGAUCAUUCUGCCCAUUCAUAACUGGGAACCGGAAAUGGAGCCCCGCACAGAGGAUGAAGUUGGACCAUUGGUGGAGCAUAUUUAUGAGCUGCACAAUAUUGGACCGAGUACCAUCAGUGACACCAUUCUGGAGGUGGGCUGGCCAUUCUCUGCACGGGAUGAGUUUCUCCUUUAUAUUUUUCAUAUUCAAACUCUGGGACCUCUGCGGUGUCAAACAAGUCCUGAUAUCAACCCACAAGAUAUAAAGCCUGCAGCCUCCCCAGAGGACACCCCUGAGCUCAGCGCCUUUCUGCGAAACUCUACCAUUCCUCAUCUUGUCAAGAAGCGGGAUGUGCCUGGUGUCCAGCUCCACAGACAGAGUCCCACAAAAAUACUGAAUUGUACAAAUAUCGAGUGUUUGCAAAUCUCCUGUGUAGUGGGACGACUAGAAGGAGGAGAGAGUGCAGUUCUCAAGGUCAGAUCUCGACUGUGGGCCCACACGUUCCUCCAGAGAAAAAAUGAUCCCUAUGCUCUUGCAUCCAUGGUGUCCUUUGAAGUUAAGAAGAUGCCUUAUAAAGAUCAGCCAGCUAAACUCCCAGAAGGAAGCAUAGCAAUUAAGACCUCAGUUAUUUGGGCAACCCCAAAUGUAUCCUUCUCCAUCCCACUGUGGGUCAUAAUACUAGCAAUACUUCUUGGAUUGUUGGUUCUGGCCAUUUUAACUUUAGCUUUAUGGAAGUGCGGGUUCUUUGACAGAGCAAGACCUCCUCAGGAUGAUAUGGCUGACAGAGAACAGCUGACCAGUGACAAAACUCCUGAGGCGUGAUAAGGAAAAGCAAUGACCAAAAACCCAAACACUGAUUCUGUUCAAAGAAAAGAAAGGACAUAAGG